UCUUUGCAGCACAUCAGUAACUCUGACGACACAGAUUUAAGCAAGAAGUACAAGAUCCUGGGACUGCUGUGGGCAGCAGAAGAGGUGUCUCUACAAACCGCCUCCUCGGCCUGCAGUGAAAGGCAGAAGCUGUACUCCUCUCAUGAGGUGCGCUUUGGACAGGGCUGGCUCAACUCGGAAGCAUAUGUAGCAGCUGCUCAUUUCCACGCCAGCAUCGAGAGGUCCGAGAAGUUCAUGGCUCCUCUGCCAAGCCGAGUGCUGCAGGAGUCUGAUAGACCACCCAACAUUGCCAAUCUUAGCGCUGAGGAGAACCACGCACUCCACAUCUUCGGCUGGAUGAACAGUGUCAAUCAACUGCUUGGUGGCUCCCUUGUGAAUCUCUGGCAGAGUGCUAUGUGUUCACCUCAGGCUCAGGAGAAAGGUCAAGGCCUUCUUCACGACCUCAUUCUUGACCCCAAGUUCCCUGGUACCAGUCUGAUGGUAAUCCUGACCGAGAUG
Sinocyclocheilus grahami is the source of this 498-nucleotide messenger RNA. Its product is annotated as protein leg1a-like. The transcript is spliced from 3 exons. The record is from RefSeq and is a predicted model, not a curated record. The annotation marks the transcript as partial. NCBI's taxonomy places the organism in Eukaryota, Metazoa, Chordata, Actinopteri, Cypriniformes, Cyprinidae.